Rhagoletis zephyria (snowberry fruit fly) is the source of this 1845-nucleotide messenger RNA. It is a transcript of the gene FMRFaR, whose product is annotated as FMRFamide Receptor. Gene Ontology annotation, molecular function: G protein-coupled receptor activity. The record is from RefSeq and is a predicted model, not a curated record. Gene Ontology annotation, cellular component: membrane. NCBI's taxonomy places the organism in Eukaryota, Metazoa, Arthropoda, Insecta, Diptera, Tephritidae. Gene Ontology annotation, biological process: G protein-coupled receptor signaling pathway.
UUCAAUGGGCGCACGGCUUUUACCCGAACUUUUUUCAUCAACUCAAAUCAGCAUCACAACGCAUACCAGACUUGCUCAACAAGAGUCCCGCACUGCUACCACCAGCCGAUGUUGUUGUCGACAGCUCCACCACACACGAUUAUGAUGCGGCACCGAUCAACUUGCAGGACUUCAUACAAAGCGUGUCGGGCAAUGACAUCUACGUCGAGUAUGUCGCACCCACUGAUUCCACGCAAUUCGCCUUCGGCUCAAGCACUGCGGAUGGUGGCGCCUCCUCGGCACAUCUAUUUCCACAGCUGACACAAAAUUUCACAUUUCAAAAUUACUAUACCAACGAGUACGAGGUGUUGUGCAAGGAUGUUUACCAUCCGGACGACGAUACGCGACUGGAGUUCUGGGUAUGCGGUGUCGUCCUAAAUAUUGUUGGCAUAUUUGGUAUAAUUGGCAAUAUUAUCUCAAUGAUUAUACUAUCGCGUCCACAGAUGCGUUCCAGCAUCAAUUACCUGCUCAUCGGAUUGGCGCGUUGUGAUACGACGCUGAUCAUUACGUCUAUGCUGCUCUUCGGUAUACCCUGCGUGUAUCCCUAUUCGGGGUAUUUCUUCUACUAUUACAACUAUGUUUAUCCCUUUAUUUCACCGUCUGUCUUUCCUAUCGGCUUAACAGCGCAAACGGCCAGCAUCUAUAUGACUUUCACGGUCACAUUGGAGCGUUACGUGGCCGUCUGCCAUCCGCUGAAGUCGCGUGCGCUCUGCACCUACGGACGCGCCAAGAUCUACUUCAUUGUGUGCUGCAUAUUCUCGCUGCUCUAUAAUCUGCCACGCUUUUGGGAAGUUAUGACAGUGAGCUAUCAACCAGAGGGUAGCGAGAUAGUCUAUCACUGCAUACGUCCGUCACCGUUGCGACAAAAUCAGUCGUACAUCAAUAUCUAUAUACAUUGGUGUUAUCUGAUUGUCAACUAUAUUGUACCAUUCCUGACGUUGGCCAUACUCAAUUGCCUGAUAUAUCGGCAGGUGAAGCGCGCGAAUCGUGAACGUCAGCGGUUGUCGCGCUCAGAGAAGCGAGAAAUCGGUAUGGCAACCAUGCUUAUUUUCAUUGUGAUAGUAUUUUUCCUCUUAAAUUUUCUCGCACUUGUAGUGAAUAUCGACGAAGCGUUCUAUCAUAAAAUCGAUCAUUCACUUACGAAAAUUUCCAAUCUGCUGGUGACGAUCAAUAGCAGCGCGAAUUUUCUCAUUUACGUAAUCUUCGGCGAAAAAUUCAAACGUAUAUUUCUGUUGAUUUUUUUCAAACGCCGCCUCAGCCGCGACCAACCCGAUCUUAUACACUACGAGAGUUCUAUUUCGAACAACGGUGACGGUACGAUAAAUCAUCGUUCAUCGGGCCGUUUCUCGCGACACGGUACGCAACGCAGCACAACCGGUACAUACCUCGUAACAGCCGGCAGCGGCUCGAACAACAGUACGCUGAAGAAUGUGCGGCUGGUGCAGACCGGUUCGCCGGGAGUAGUGAAGAUCAAACGCAAUCGUGCGCCAUCGCCGGGACCAGUUGUCUACUAUCCGGCGAGAGACGUUCAACGCACAACUGUUGUGACGCCGGUGGCGUUAGCGUCCAACAACAAUACAGCGCUGAGUUGCGAUUGGAUCGACGGCAAGAAUGGACAGAUGACAUCGGGUAUCUGAGAUCGGUGGUAGUACAGUGGAGCUCAGAUGCGGUUGGGCGGCGAGAGUGUGUCAGAAGUGAAAGUGUAUAGCUGUAAAUAUUAAGUUUAUAUGAAAAUAAAAAAAGUGAAAUGACUAAUAGUUAGAAACAAAUUCAAUUUUAUUACCCGAUUACCUUCGAAAUUUCCAU